This is a messenger RNA of Cavenderia fasciculata, 867 nucleotides long. RefSeq names its product PA14 domain-containing protein. The record is from RefSeq and is a predicted model, not a curated record. NCBI's taxonomy places the organism in Eukaryota, Evosea, Eumycetozoa, Acytosteliales, Cavenderiaceae. Bases 1 to 867 code for a protein of 288 amino acids. Gene Ontology annotation, cellular component: extracellular region. The transcript has 4 exons.
AUGAAAACCAUUACAAUUAUUUUAGUAAUCAUUGUUUAUUUUUGUUGUUCUAUUUUGGUUUUUGCUCAAGAUUUGAGAAGAUUACCAAGUUUAAUAAGAGAUCAAACACCUGAAAGAAAUCCAGAUUUUGAAAUUGAUAAUCCAAAUCGUGUUAUUACUGGAAUUGUAAAAAAGGAAUUGGGAAAAGAUAGUAAACCAGUCUAUUGUUGUGGCAAUGAUUCGUACCCUAGUAGACUGAAUGGCUACGUUGUACACAAUCAAUCAACCUUUAACUCUUGGUUUAAUAAUGUACCAGGCGUCAAUAUUCCGAUUCCCUUUACAUUGACUUUGACGAAAAAUAGUACUGAUCCAUUAAUGGACACCUAUACAUUCAACAAUGACGCCUUUUUCCCAAUUGAAGGAAAGGGUUGGGAGGCACCUGGUGCAGACCCAAUGAUUAGAAAAAGAAAAUACCUUCACAACUUUCAUUUUUGUAUGGAAACUCAUGCUUUUUUUACCUUUUCUGGAAUUGCAAAUCAAUUUAUAAAUGUUAGAGGUGAUGAUGAUUUAUGGUUAUUUAUCAACAAACAACUGGUAGUUGAUUUGGGAUCACCUCAUUCCUAUCUAAUUGGAGGAUCAAGGUCUUUGGUACUAGACAAAUUGGGGUUGGUCAAGGACAUGGUGUAUGCCUUUGACUUGUUCUUUUGCGAGCGUCACUCUAUGGAAUCUCAUCUUCAACUUUCUACAUCUCUUUCUUUAUUUCCUAAUCCUAGAUUUCUAGAUUUUAAUGGAGAAGCUACUUUAAACCUCACCUCUUUCUUUUUACCACAUCAACUUGAUGCUGCUGAUUUUCAAAUCUUGGUACAGCCUUUAAACUUGACAUUCUAA